AACGACGGAUCAAGACCGAUGAUUUUCUGUAUUUCAUGGAAUGCUGCAGAAAUUACGGAAUCAAGUUGCAAACACAGAAUGUGUCAAGGAUUGCACGGCAUUGUUGUAGAAAGUAGAGACAUG
Racocetra persica is the source of this 123-nucleotide messenger RNA. NCBI's taxonomy places the organism in Eukaryota, Fungi, Glomeromycota, Glomeromycetes, Diversisporales, Gigasporaceae. The record is from the annotation of a GenBank genome assembly.